Molecule: messenger RNA, 567 nt
Organism: Symbiodinium sp. CCMP2592
Lineage: Eukaryota; Dinophyceae; Suessiales; Symbiodiniaceae
Source: the annotation of a GenBank genome assembly
AUGGAAGGCUCGGAGAAAGCGGGAGAUUGGUUGUGGGAAGCGCCCCUGGCCACAUCCCCGCAGCUCAGCCAUCAAGGUCUUUCAGCUCUUGGCCAGUCGGAGCAACUCCCCGUAUUCCGGCUCUGCCUUUUGAUGCGAGGCGCGCCGCCACCGAAGCCUGGAGAGGAAGCGCCACAAGAGCAGCAUCGCGCCUUCGUCAAUGCACCCUUCCAGCACCUUGGCUCUGGAAGGGCCUCGGCUGUCAGGCUGAAGGUGGAGACCUACGAAGACUUCGCGAAGCUGCUCCCCAGCCUUGGGCGGGAGGCCAGCAGCCGUGCCAGCGUGGAGGAGGAGUUGCGAAAGCUCAACAUUGACCCCAAGAUCUUUUACAGCCGACAGCCGCUGAAGGUCAGCCAGUACACGCCCGAGGACAUGAAGCUGACAUGCUGGCCUUUUGCAGCGGAUUUCGGCUUCGAGCCCGAGGCCCAAGACUUGCCGCCCCUGCCGGCGGGCUUCCACCCGCCGGCGCGCCACGCCGAGGCCGAGAUGUCCCGGUUCCAGAAUCUGCUUUUUUUUGUUUUGUUUUAA